Hyaloscypha bicolor E is the source of this 3222-nucleotide messenger RNA. RefSeq lists its product as uncharacterized. The record is from RefSeq and is a predicted model, not a curated record. The transcript is spliced from 5 exons. Gene Ontology annotation, molecular function: protein binding. The coding region runs from base 1 to 3222 and encodes 1073 amino acids. NCBI's taxonomy places the organism in Eukaryota, Fungi, Ascomycota, Leotiomycetes, Helotiales, Hyaloscyphaceae.
AUGGCGACUCCAGCAUCGUCGUCACUCUUUUCACGACUCACUACUGCCUUCAGGCUCCUAUCUCUCCGUAGCGACAUCGACAACAUCAUCCUCGAGCUCCUAGGCCAGUUCUCGCUUGAAAAGAUAUACGCGGAGGGCGACAAGGAGACGUACCAGAACCUGGUCAUCACGCUGCUUGCCCAAUUGAACACGAUACUCAACGUGCAGCGCCUGACACUGCCCUCGGAGAACUUGCAGGUGGGAUGGUAUCUGGGGUUCCUCGCGAGCUGGGAGGUGACGUUGCGAGCGGUUGAGUUUGUGCUUCAAGUGGUAGUUGAAGGAAGAGAGAGCCUGUGGGAAACUCGGCUGCUGAGGGAGAAAUAUUUAGCGGAGUUGCUGCUAAAUGCGCUGCGUUUCCUCACGCUUCACCCUAAAGUCCCGUCAUCACGCGCAAAAGAACGCAGAGAUCGAUUUGCACGCAUCCACAGGCAAUUGGAACAGAUAUUUGAUAGCUAUCCAGGUCAGGAAUCUUUUCUCCUCCUGGUCUGCAGAGAGAUCACCGACUCUCUGCGGACGGAGCCGAAUGGGCUUGCACUCCCGCCGAGGUUGAGGGUGGAACUCCCAAACUUGGCAUCAGAACUGUAUCCUCUGGCCGAAUGCCUUUCGUCUCAAUAUGUGGCUGCCCUUGUACCACAAGAUGGACCCCCUGCAAACUGGCUGGUCCAAUUCCUUGCCUUACGAGACAUAUCCCAAUUUGUGGUAGGAGCGUCUGUUCAGUAUGUGAUGAAGAGGGAGACUCGCGAUGUACGUCUUCAGUCUUCCUCGGCCAGAACGCGGAAUGCAGUUUUGCACGCUUUGGAAAACUUGCGGAUGCCGGGUCAUUUAUCCAAAUUCGACCUGGUGGCCACGUUCAGUGACACCUUUCGAAUUAUUCUUCCAGACACAUUGAAUCUUGGGCGGCGGAGCUCAUCCGACUGCGAUGAGUUUGAAAUUGAUGCGAUUGAUCUUUUGUGUACGAAGCUCAGUGAUCGACAAGUGCUGAACCGUGUGAGUGAUCACGAACUGAGUCGCAGCAUCUCCGAAGUCACAAGAAAUAUCGCCCUCCUCGAUGAUCCAAGUGGUCAAUUUCGGUCAGCACGUCCUAGACUAUGGGUUCUCAACUGUCAGAAAGGGCAUAUUGUAGGAGAAACACAAUUGAAGGCCGCAGAAAAUAUGAAUUUCCCGGCGGACCGAGAAGGGACCAAAGUAGUUCCACUUCCACCUCAUGCCAAAUGUAUUCAUUGCGGUGGAGCAGCGACCAUAGCUCGUGAAGUGUCGCUCGCCAGACAUGCAUGGGAACACCUUAAACCCCUCGAAUCUAACGCGGAUACUAUCAACGUGGAGCGGCAUUUGCCAACGCAAUUCCAGCUCUCUCCUCCACGGAUGGAUACAGGCAUGCCAUUUCACGUCGGAUAUGGCAAUAUCCUCAGCGGAGAGGGCUCGCGGAUCCAGGACCCCGAACAUCCCUACUCACCCACUGCCAACCGGUCGGUAUUCCCUGGUUCGAUAUCUUCUGACAGGGCAAAUCUCCUCCCUCAAUCUCUCGUUUCUCCACAGACACCGCAUUCUCCAAAAUCCCGUCUCAAGUCCGACACACCUUAUGCGGAACAUGCUCCAUCCGAGGAUCUUACGUCUAGCGAUGGUUUAGGCUGCACCGACCCGCUAAAAACAAGUGAGGUUCCUCGAUGGCCCUCGUCUGGCGCCGUGGAGACCCCUAUUUCGCCCAAUUUUUCUCGGGGAAGUCAGUCCCGACUGCAGUCCAUCUCGAACGUCUCAUUUGAGCCCGAAGCAUUGAUGAAAAGUCGCACUGUUCCAUUGGUUGCUCCACCAGAGAAAGGCAAGUCAAGAUGGAGGUCCAAACUAACUGGAUCGAGGAGAGAAGUUCCAAAACCCGCAACAAGAGAUUCAAGUUCGCUUUCUUCAACAACGCUGGAGUCUCAGAGACUCGAGGAAUUCUCAUUGAAGAGUUUAGCAUCCAGUUCGAAGGUGUCUAGUCGAGGGAAAAGUGGGAAAAGCAUAAAUGUCUAUAUUUCCCAGAAUUCGACGUACGCUCUCUUUUGGACCCAAGCCGCCAUCAAUAUAUGGGAUAUCGGCAAUUCGUCGCCACUUCUAGGUCGCGCAAUUUCUACAGAGAGCAAUUGUGUGCUUGCGGCAGUUACCAGGGUGCAUUUGGCUUAUAUCAUUGGAACCAGGGACCAAAAGCUCACGCUUCGCAUUGUAAAUCUCAUUCAAACCACGGUACCUGCCAUCGAGUACCGCAUGCCCUCGUCGCCGUGGUGCAUCAGCAUGACCAUCUGCCCCAAAGAAAACCAAGUCGUAGUAGGAUUCGACAACUCCAUCGUCCGUUUCUUCAAGACCACAAACUCAGAAGAGCCCCGAGAGGACCGUCUCCACAGUCGCUUCCACAAGGACUGCAAAAACUGCCCCGCAGUCGACACCGUCUCCUUUUCCCACGACGGUCUCGUCCUCCUCGCAAGCACCCGAACUCGUGGUACAAUACAAAUCUACUCAUGGCGAUUUCCAUUCAUUGAUUUCCAAGAACUCGCACCGUGCAGAUACCGCGUUCCACUCCACGAGUCGGAAGACAACGGAACUUCUUCAGCAAUCUUCAGAUCGGGCAUGGGGAAUGAAGAGGACCUGAUUUGUGUCACGACCUGGACGCAAUCCGGGAUUCCAGUCCUAAUACAGCCUCACGAUGGACACCGAACCGAAAUCAGAACCGAAGCCUCCACACACCAAGGCAAGUUGGGAAGCCGAAUCCAGUAUGCGGCGUUCUCACCCACUGGACGAGAACUCGCGAUGGUAAACGACAAAGGAUAUCUAUACAUCAUCUCAAAUCUAAAUUCCAAUCCGUUGGAAGUCAAAAGGAUUGCAACAAGCAAGGAGCUUACGACGAAGUCGGAUUGGUUCGCGAUGGAGUUUAUGAGUUUCCCGGGUGAAGAGGCGAUUGUUCUGGCUUGGGCGGAUUCUUCGAAGGGGUUGGGGUAUGUGAAGAAGAUUCCCGUGAAGUAUAGUAGUGAGGGCCUCGAUUUCCCGAUGAGCCCAUUGACGCCAGCUGCCUCCCGGUCAACACAGCGAUAUGAAUUGCCGAGCGAGGGGAGAGAGAUCCAAAAACAGCCCGUUGAACUUACCGUUACCGAAGUCCCCGCAGUCCCCGCUCCUCUCAAUAUCAUCAAGUCGUACUCGAAAGAAAACGACUCGUAG